Eremothecium sinecaudum is the source of this 597-nucleotide messenger RNA. It is a transcript of the gene DCP1, whose product is annotated as Dcp1p. Gene Ontology annotation, cellular component: P-body. The transcript has a single exon. Lineage: Eukaryota; Fungi; Ascomycota; Saccharomycetes; Saccharomycetales; Saccharomycetaceae. The record is from RefSeq and is a predicted model, not a curated record. The coding region runs from base 1 to 597 and encodes 198 amino acids. Gene Ontology annotation, molecular function: enzyme activator activity; mRNA binding. Gene Ontology annotation, biological process: deadenylation-dependent decapping of nuclear-transcribed mRNA; deadenylation-independent decapping of nuclear-transcribed mRNA; positive regulation of catalytic activity.
AUGGCAACUACAGUAAAUGAUAACAACGCUAUGACGUUGGAGCUAUAUCGUAAGGCACUAAACUUUAACGUAAUUGGACGCUAUGACCCGAAGAUUAAGCAGCUUCUGUUCCAUACACCUCAUGCCACUGUAUAUAAAUGGGAUUCAAAGGAUAGCAAAUGGAAUAAAUUGGAAUACCAAGGUGUUUUAGCUAUAUAUCUGCGAGACAUAACAGAUGGUGGUGAUUUGCCUACACCCUCUAGUGAACAGCAGCAAGAUAUAAAUGGAAGUAAUGAGAAUAGGAAUGCAGAGUUUCUCAAGGGACGUGAUAUUUACAACUAUGCAUUAAUGGUUCUGAAUAGAAUGAACCCUGACAUUUUUUCCAUUGCAAUUGCGCCCAACAGCUCAGUUAAUAAACGGAAGCUGUUUGCUGCACAAGAAGAUGAUCAACAACCGCUUGAGCCAAUGGGCGUUGAAGUCAAGGAUGAUUUAGUUAUAAUUAAGAAUUUGAGAAAAGAAGUUUAUGGCAUAUGGAUCCAUACGCCUGCUGAUAGACAGAAUAUUUACGAUUUGCUUAAGUAUCUGUUGGAGAACGAGCCAAAGGACUCCUUCGCGUGA